Messenger RNA from Paramecium pentaurelia, 735 nucleotides. The record is from the annotation of a GenBank genome assembly. Lineage: Eukaryota; Ciliophora; Oligohymenophorea; Peniculida; Parameciidae.
AUGUAGAUUAGAUGUACCUAAGCUGAUCAUCGAAAUUAAUAAAUAAUUGGAUUUUGCAUAGAUAGCACAUGUCCAAAUUAGAGACCUUAUUGUCACUAUUUUUUACCUCAACAUGGUCAACAUCUUGACAAAUUAACAUAUUUUGAACUUUUUAAUGAAUGGAUUUAGAAAAGAAUCAUUAAUGCUUAACAUGUAUAAAAGAAUGUUUAAAAGUGUAAAUUAUCUCUUGAUUCUCUUCUAAAUUAGUUAAUUCCUUAUUUGAACUUUGAUAUCUAAUAAUUCUCAGAAAUAGGAAUUUCAUAGAUAGAUAACAUGAUAUAGGGCUUAUGUUAAUUGGAAGGUUGUGAAGAAAUAUUAUUUUAACAACUUAAAUAUUUUAUCGAAUAAAUCAAAAAGAUUAUAGAUUAAAUAUUAAAAAACAUAAAGAAUUAAACAAAUUAAAAGGAAAAGUGUAAUUAGUAGUUUCAAAAUUUUUACUUAAAACAACCAAUACUAUAAUAGCCAUAAAACCAAAGUACCUUUAAAGCAAAUUCAAACCAAUUCACCUUUGAGCUCAUGAAAUAAAACUCAAUAAAGGUUGAUAUUUCCUGUAAAGCUUUUGCAUUUAAUAAAGAUUAAUCUAUUAUUUUAGCUGGAUGUGGAAAGGAUAUUAAAGUAUUUGAAAAUCAAUAAGGAAAAUUGAAUCAAGUUUAAUUGUUGAAUAAGCAAAAAAUAUAUAUACUAUAAAUUUUAUGA